CUUGCGUGUCGAACAGGCGUAAAUUUUAUAAAAAUUGAUUUUUAUUUUCAAUAUCAUAUUGUGUCAAGCACCGAUGGCUGGGAAGCUGAAUAAGUUCGAAACCCCCAGUUCUGCUAGCUCGGAUAGUGACACGGAAUUGGCCCUAGAACUGGGCGAGCAAGUGUUCCUGGACGAUGACGACUUCUCCACCAGAGCCCCGGCGUCGCCGACCACCGUGCCGAAUGUACGCCCGUACCGACCGCCGUCCACAGGAUCAAACAUCCUCAAAUCGCCGCGGGCGCGGCGCGUACGCACCACAUCAAUGUCGCAGUCAAACAAGCGUACGGCCGCCGAAAGCAUAUUACACGCCGACAGGCGUACCAUAUACACGGCCGGGCGUCCGCCUUGGUACAACUGUACUGGGGGUCAGGAGGUGGAACCCUUCCUUAUUGGAAUAUGCGGUGCCAGUGCUUCAGGCAAGACCACAGUCGCCGCGAAAAUCAUAGAAUCUCUCAACAUGCCGUGGGUCACCAUAGUCAGCAUGGAUUCCUUCUACAAGGUAUUAAAUGAGAAGCAGCACCAAGCCGCGACCCGCAACGAGUAUAACUUCGACCACCCGGACGCGUUCGACAUGGAACUACUCAGCGGAGUGUUACAGAGACUCAAGGAGGGCAAAAAAGUCGAAGUGCCUAUAUAUAACUACGUGACGCACUCAAGGGAGAAUCGCACCAAAACAAUGUACGGAGCAAACGUGAUCAUCUUCGAAGGUAUCCUAGCGUUCUAUAACAGUGAUGUGUUGAAUAUGUUGGAUAUGAAAGUAUUCGUGGACACGGACGCCGAUAUUCGACUCGCCAGGAGAUUAAGAAGAGAUAUAGUUCAACGCGGUCGCGACCUAGAAGGCGUGCUCAAGCAAUACAUGACCCACGUGAAGCCAGCCUACCAAAGCUACAUCGCGCCCUGUAUGGCUCACGCAGACAUUAUAGUGCCGAGGGGCGGAGAGAACAAAGUCGCCAUACAUUUGAUAGUUCAACAUGUCCACAAACAACUACAACUGAGAGGCUUCAAAGUUCGUGAAAAGCUCGCGGUUGCGCACAUCGGCCAGCCAGUUCCAGUCCUAUAUCUACUCAAAGAUACACCACAAGUGCAAGGUCUCCACACGUUCAUACGUAACAAGGACACGCCUCGGGACGAGUUCAUAUUCUACUCCAAACGCCUCAUGAGACUUGUCAUAGAAUUUGCACUAUCGUUGCUACCCUACUCGGAGCGGACUGUUGAGACGCCUCAGGGAUUCUCUUACAAAGGCCGAAAAUGCGACGUGGAGAAAAUCUGCGGCGUAUCCAUACUUCGAGCCGGCGAGACCAUGGAGCAGGCUGUGUGCGAUGUGUGCAAAGACAUCCGCAUAGGCAAGAUACUUAUACAGACCAACCAGGAGACUGACGAACCUGAGCUAUACUACCUCCGCCUACCAAAGGAUAUAAAGGACUACCGCGUUAUUCUAAUGGACGCCACCGUGGCUACGGGCGCGGCGGCCAUCAUGGCUAUACGGGUGCUGCUCGACCACGACGUGCCCGAGGAGCACAUCAGCCUGGUGUCGCUGCUGAUGGCCGAGAUAGGGGUGCAUUCGAUAGCUUACGCUUUCCCGCAGGUAAAAAUAGUAACGUCCGCGUUAGACCCCGAGAUAAACGAGAAGUUCUACGUCCUUCCCGGCAUCGGGAACUUUGGGGACCGCUACUUCGGCACCGAACCCGCUGACGACGAGUGAACACUGCCCGCGUAAGGCUGAUUUACUGUAUGUAGAACCAUAGGCAAUACUUAACCUUUGGUACAGUUACCGGCAAUAACAUUGGACAAAAAUACUGCAUAAAUAUCUGACUCGCUCUUAUAUAAACGGCCAACCAAAUCUUAGCACUAAGAAAGUCGCGAAGUUUAAAUUUUCUAUGGGAAAUUAAACCUUCGCCCCUAUAUUUUUAAUUAAUGUUGAAGUAUUAUGAUGGUUCAUCAAUGAUUCCGCCAACGUCAAGGCUUGCCAGCAAGUCACAUACAGUUCCGCGUUUGUUCAAUACGCACCGACUAACUAUGGAUGGAGCAAACGCGGCAAUGGUAUUUGUGACAGCACCUUUAGGACAUGUUUAGCU
Messenger RNA from Leguminivora glycinivorella, 2114 nucleotides. Its product is annotated as uridine-cytidine kinase-like 1. The record is from RefSeq and is a predicted model, not a curated record. Gene Ontology annotation, molecular function: ATP binding; kinase activity. Lineage: Eukaryota; Metazoa; Arthropoda; Insecta; Lepidoptera; Tortricidae. Gene Ontology annotation, cellular component: cytoplasm.